Asparagus officinalis (garden asparagus) is the source of this 1047-nucleotide messenger RNA. RefSeq names its product malignant T-cell-amplified sequence 1 homolog. Bases 141 to 686 code for a protein of 181 amino acids. The transcript has 9 exons. Gene Ontology annotation, biological process: formation of translation preinitiation complex. The record is from RefSeq and is a predicted model, not a curated record. Gene Ontology annotation, molecular function: RNA binding. Lineage: Eukaryota; Viridiplantae; Streptophyta; Magnoliopsida; Asparagales; Asparagaceae.
UGAGGCAAUCUGAAAAGAUUUCCGACUUGGGCAGAGCAAAGAAACGUAAAGCCCAUAGUGGCCCAUUAACAUCGGCCAGGACUCGAGAAUUAAAGCGGAGACCUUUCUUCGCUCUCUCUGCAACUGUUGAAUCGAGCGAGAUGUUCAAGAAAUUUACUUAUGAAGAUAUAUCUGCACAAAACCAAGUGAAAGCAUCUGUACAGAGGAAGAUACGUCAAAGCAUCACAGAUGAGUAUCCUGGCCUUGAGCCUCUUAUGGAUGACCUGCUUCCAAAGAAAUCACCUCUCAUUGUUGCAAAAUGUCAAAAUCACUUGAAUCUUGUUGUGGUGAACAAUGUGCCUCUAUUUUUCAAUAUUCGUGAUGGCCCUUACAUGCCGACACUGAGGCUCCUUCAUCAAUACCCAGAAAUAAUGAAGAAGUUACAAGUUGAUAGAGGUGCGAUCAAAUUUGUCCUUUCUGGUGCAAACAUAAUGUGUCCUGGUCUUACAUCCCCUGGUGGUGCUUUGGAUGACGAGGUUCUCGAGGAAUCCCCAGUGGCAAUAAUGGCUGAAGGAAAGCAACAUGCUCUGGCAAUCGGGUUCACAAAAAUGUCAGCAAAAGACAUAAAAGCUAUCAACAAGGGGAUUGGUGUUGAUACCAUGCACUAUCUAAAUGAUGGCCUUUGGAAGAUGGAACGGCUUGAAUAAGGAGGGUAAAAUGUGGACAACUCUUGUGCCUCAAGAAGACUGUUUCAAGUUGGGCCUAUGGAGUGUCAGCACCUGCUUCUUUGGGCUAAUUUAUGGAAUAUGAUACUUUGUUUGUGGGUAGUGAAUCUAACCGGUGAAAAAAAACAAAAUGCAAGUAACGUGUACUAAAAUGUGCUAUAAUUGCCUCUGCAGAGGGGAGACAUUAGCCCGUACUAACAUAGACACCAAAGGGGGUCAUUUAUGCACUUCCUUUUUAAGGUUGAAACCUUGACCUCUCAACUAAUAAUCAUGACCCAUCGACAAGAGCUUCUUCGAGCAAUUUAUUCUUUUAACUUAUAUUUUCAAAUUCAGGGUUGAACCA